Fulmarus glacialis (Northern fulmar) is the source of this 1562-nucleotide messenger RNA. It is a transcript of the gene IDH1, whose product is annotated as isocitrate dehydrogenase 1 (NADP+), soluble. Gene Ontology annotation, molecular function: magnesium ion binding; NAD binding; isocitrate dehydrogenase (NADP+) activity. Lineage: Eukaryota; Metazoa; Chordata; Aves; Procellariiformes; Procellariidae. The transcript is spliced from 8 exons. The record is from RefSeq and is a predicted model, not a curated record. Gene Ontology annotation, cellular component: peroxisome; cytosol; mitochondrion. The coding region runs from base 22 to 1269 and encodes 415 amino acids. Gene Ontology annotation, biological process: isocitrate metabolic process.
UUAUGUCUAUUGCAGCUCAAGAUGUCUAAAAAAAUCCAUGGAGGCUCCGUUGUGGAGAUGCAAGGAGAUGAAAUGACACGGGUCAUCUGGGAACUGAUUAAAGAAAAGCUGAUUUUUCCUUAUGUAGAUCUGGAUUUGCACAGCUAUGACUUGGGCAUUGAGCAUCGUGAUGCUACAAAUGAUAAAGUAACUGUGGAAGCUGCUGAAGCCAUAAAGAAAUACAACGUUGGCAUAAAGUGUGCAACCAUCACUCCUGAUGAGAAAAGAGUGGAGGAGUUCAAGUUGAAGCAGAUGUGGAAGUCUCCCAAUGGGACAAUUAGAAACAUUCUAGGUGGCACUGUCUUCAGGGAGGCUAUUAUCUGCAAGAACAUUCCCCGGCUGGUGUCUGGAUGGGUGAAACCCAUUGUCAUUGGCCGUCACGCUUAUGGGGAUCAAUACAGAGCAACUGAUUUUGUGGUACCUGGGCCUGGAAAAGUAGAGAUGACCUACACUCCAAAAGAUGGAGGCAAACCAGUCACAUAUCUGGUCCAUAACUUUGAAAGCUGUGGUGGUGUAGCCAUGGGAAUGUACAAUCUUGACCAGUCUAUCAAGGAUUUUGCCCACAGUUCCUUCCAAAUGGCACUGUCUAAAGGCUGGCCCCUCUACAUGAGCACCAAGAACACCAUCCUGAAGAGAUACGAUGGUCGCUUUAAAGACAUCUUCCAAGAGAUCUAUGACAGAGAAUACAAGUCCCAGUUUGAAGCCAAAAAGAUCUGGUAUGAGCAUAGGCUCAUUGAUGACAUGGUUGCUCAGGCCCUGAAAUCUGAAGGAGGCUUUGUCUGGGCCUGCAAGAACUACGAUGGGGAUGUGCAGUCUGACUCUGUUGCACAAGGCUAUGGCUCUCUGGGGAUGAUGACCAGUGUACUGAUCUGCCCUGAUGGCAAAACUGUUGAAGCAGAAGCUGCGCACGGCACAGUUACUCGUCACUACCGCAUGCACCAGAAAGGCCAAGAAACCUCCACUAACCCCAUUGCCUCCAUCUUUGCAUGGACAAGAGGACUAGCUCACAGAGCUAAGCUGGACAACAACACUAGCCUCAAGAACUUUGCAGUUGCCCUGGAAGAAGUCUGCAUUGAGACCAUCGAAUCUGGCUUCAUGACAAAGGACCUUGCUGCCUGUAUCAAAGGCCUGCCUAACGUCACACGCUCUGACUACCUGAACACCUUUGAGUUCAUGGACAAGCUUGCUGAAAAUUUGAAGGGGAAGCUGGCCUCUCUGCCCAAACUUUAAGGCACAGGUUCUACUCAAGCUCCACUAACAAGGCAUCUCCCACUUACACCAAGGUGUAAGUGGCACUAUAUCACACUCUGUUGUGUAACAUUUCAAAUACUAGACAAAAAUGAACAUGUACACUUUUUAAAAUGUUUAAAAGACCAUGUUUUCUUAAACCCCUUGAGCUGCUGGGCUAGGCCUUACUUUUGCUAAGCAGCUGAAUGUGAUAGUAUUCAAGCUCGAUGUGGGUCUGGAUUCCUAAUGUCAUUCACAGCAGACCCGAGGUUUCUCUCCAUAACUAUGAAUGAUCU